This is a messenger RNA of Filobasidium floriforme, 903 nucleotides long. RefSeq lists its product as uncharacterized. The record is from RefSeq and is a predicted model, not a curated record. Bases 1 to 903 code for a protein of 300 amino acids. The transcript has 8 exons. Gene Ontology annotation, biological process: vacuole fusion, non-autophagic. Gene Ontology annotation, molecular function: phospholipid binding. Gene Ontology annotation, cellular component: fungal-type vacuole membrane. Lineage: Eukaryota; Fungi; Basidiomycota; Tremellomycetes; Filobasidiales; Filobasidiaceae.
AUGGACGCUCGACCGAAAUUACACUCGGCUCAGUCCAGCAUGUCAUCCAUAGGAGGAUCACAAUGGACCAGACUGAGACCGUCCAGUCCGACUCGAUCAGAAACCACAACGGCAUCACGGGCGGACUUUACAAAUCCGCCACAUCUCUUGAUAUCAAGGGCAGAUUUAAGAAAGUCCAUAGCCGCUCUUGAAGAGUUAACGCAGCAAGCGAAAUCAUUUCGCCAAGCGUUGCUGACCGUCUCCAGAGCGACAUCUGCUCUUGCCUCGGCUCUAGAGGACUGUUCCCGAGUGAAAGGUUGUGACACCGCUUCAGAUGGUCUCAUGGCCUUGAGCGGCUUGAAACAUAUGAUGGGAGCCCAUCAGCAGCUAAUGGGCGACACGUUCUAUCGAGAGUUCGAGAUACCUCUUUUGGAAAAGCUAGACGACUAUCGAGCUGCAGUCACGGAACGUCAAGUUCAGUAUGAAAAGGCUUUGCAGGUCAAAUCAGCUUUGAUAAGGAAGACGGAACACGAUAAUAUCAGACACGGGCGGAAGAAGAGACGAGAUCUUCAGCAAUUUAGAGCCGCAUUGGUAGCGUUGCAGCAGCAAGUCGAUGAUCUGGAUGGUCUGAAAGGAUCACAUUACCAAGAAAUAUUGGAAGCGGAAGACGAAUUGUGGAGCGGGGUCUUGGCUAAGACUGUCUUUGUAGCACGAGCGGAGAUGGACGUGUACGACAAGAUUGCAUCCAAAUCCACGGACCCCUCGUUGGAGUCCUUGCUGAGCUCGAUUCCCGAUCCUUUCGAGUCUUGGGGUCCGCAGCGGGAAGAAGGGCAACUAUUCAGCGUUUUAUCUCCGUAUGCAUUCGAUGACCGCAUACGAAUAUGUUCUGCUAUUGAUCCCCUUUGUAUUGUAGUCUCGGAUUGA